Fusarium odoratissimum NRRL 54006 is the source of this 862-nucleotide messenger RNA. RefSeq lists its product as uncharacterized. The transcript has 2 exons. Bases 518 to 862 code for a protein of 114 amino acids. NCBI's taxonomy places the organism in Eukaryota, Fungi, Ascomycota, Sordariomycetes, Hypocreales, Nectriaceae. The record is from RefSeq and is a predicted model, not a curated record.
GUUCAGUUGGUCUUAUGGUGUGAACUGAAUCUUGGGAUCGAUGCAUGAUGCAUUCUUAUCCAAGACCAGAAGUGGAGAUUCGAUAUCUCGUUAUCCCACUCGCUCUCAGAUCUGAGGCGCCUGUGCGAUGAGGGAUACGUACACCCCGCGCAGCUGUUCACACACUCAUUAACUAGGUAAUGCUGGCGUCUGAGCUCCUGGCGAUCAUGACAACCCUUACAACGUAGCCGACAGCCCCCGGCCCUGCCUCCACGAUGAGAAUAGUGCAACUCAGCGCGAAUGAGACGACACAAUCUGACAGGGGACUAGGAUGAAUAGAAAGAAGGAGGGGCAGCCGGAUCAUUUCCUGUUGGCUCAGCUUCGUUACCAGACUGUCGGUAACCAAUGAUAUUCCUGUGAUCGCAACAACGGGGGCUCUAUGAACCUUGCUUAUUCCCCACUCCCACUACGAAAAGCUGAAGCCAGGCCAGGGCAAUGAAAAACAGGGUCGAGUGGAGAGACGGGCACAACAACCAGCAUGGGGACUACAUACGCUCAACUUCUUCUACUUCUGCUACUAGCAGUGAAUUCGAUUUGCUGCUGCCCAGGCAGAUGCCAACACUGCUGCCCGGCCAGACUCAUCGUCCAAGAUCGUAAACGUGAAUGGUACAAGCCGCAAGAGCCAAGUCUUGACAGCAUUUACAGUGGAGAUCACACCAAAACCUUUGAGUUUAGAGUUGUAUUGUUUUAUAUUGUCAUUUCCGCAGAUCUACAGAUGCCAAUAUAUGAGCUAUAUGUAACGCUCGUCCAAAUUCCAUCUUUCUCCCUUUAUUGUUGGGCAUCCAUGCCAGCCGUGUUCAAUGACAAAGAGAAGACUGAAUAA